Messenger RNA from Vigna umbellata (rice bean), 1267 nucleotides. RefSeq lists its product as uncharacterized. The record is from RefSeq and is a predicted model, not a curated record. NCBI's taxonomy places the organism in Eukaryota, Viridiplantae, Streptophyta, Magnoliopsida, Fabales, Fabaceae.
AGUAUAAUUAUGUACGUUCUUAGGGAAGGCAAAGCCAGCGUUUAUCAUAGCUUUUACAAUUAUUUCAUAUAAACGUGUUAGACAGUACAGUAAAUUGAUUAAGAGCAGAUUUAACCAUUUUGUGAUUCAAACCUUUCUGCCAGACGAUAAUUGCAGACUUCAUGCGUUAUUUAUUCCACCAGCUCAAAAUGUAUUACUUUGAAAGUAAAUAGGAAUUACUGUUAUCCUUUCCUAAAUAAUAAUAUUAAUAACGUGUAAUCUUAUCAGUACAGAUGAGAAUGUCACAGGAUACAGAACUAUAUAUUGAAAUGAUUAUAUUUUGUUGCCAUCUCUUGUGACCGUUACAAUGUAAAGGGACCAUGUCGUGCCAUCUGUAUCUGAAACUCUUCCUUGUCCAUUGCUAUAAACUCACUCUCUCUCUCUCUCUAUGUCUCUCUCUCUCUCUCUCACACACACACAACUAGAUCACACAAACAAUGAUUCCUUACGGCGACAUGCUCAAAGGAUCAUUUGAAUGUAAACAACUUCAAGUAUCCUCCAUUGUCAGAGAUGUGAACUACAGCUGUGGUUCGUGUGGUUAUGAGCUGAACUUGAACUCCAGCAACCGCAACACUGGUCUCAUAGACUCAAAGUCCAUAAAGAGAGGCAUAAUUUCCUUCUUCUCUGUGGAUGAGAGCAGGUUCACUCAGAUCCAGCAACUUCCCUGGUCAUUUUGGAUUCCCUUUUUCAACUCCAAGCGCCAACAAAGAACCAAGCUCCUUUGCCGCAACUGUGCCAGCCACCUGGGCUAUGCCUACACUUUGCCCUCCCAAUCCCAAUCCUGGGAUGGCAUCUCUGAUGAUUCCAGAAUUUAUGAUAUAAAACUCACCGCUUUGUUACCUUCCUUCUGCGAGGAACCAUCUCAAAGGUUAGAGAAUAUGGCCAAGUACGAGAGUGCAUCUUCCACUGUGGUGUUCUAAUUCUGUAAGGAACAGGGACAUAUACAGUUUCUUGUUUACUUUUAAAGUCUAGGGUUGGUCGGGGUUGUUUUGUAGUGAUGUGAAUCAAUGUAUCUACUUUUUUAUUAACCUUAGUGUGAUGAUAUUUUGUCAAGAUUCUUUAUUUUCUUGAAUGUGUUGAAUGUGCUUGGUUGAUCAUAUAAAUCUUGUGGACUCUGCCUAGCUUUUUGUAUAUUGUAUAAUCUCCUUGUUAUUUUACAAUUUUGAAUUUGGAACAACCUAAAGGGAUAGACACCUCCAAAUGCAACAGCAAUGAGUCUUUACCUUCA